This is a messenger RNA of Esox lucius (northern pike), 3461 nucleotides long. RefSeq names its product metal regulatory transcription factor 1. NCBI's taxonomy places the organism in Eukaryota, Metazoa, Chordata, Actinopteri, Esociformes, Esocidae. Gene Ontology annotation, biological process: regulation of transcription by RNA polymerase II. The record is from RefSeq and is a predicted model, not a curated record. Gene Ontology annotation, cellular component: nucleus. The transcript has 10 exons. The coding region runs from base 477 to 2933 and encodes 818 amino acids.
AACGUCAUGGUUGGGAUACAGUCUGGUUAACUACGAUGUUGCAACACUGUAACAACGGAAGGUUGAAUCUGGAUCAACAAAAGGGAAGACAUUUUUUCAAAAAAAUACACGAUCACUAAGUUUUUUAGACUGCAUAAAAACGCGCUUAACUUUCAGGACGGUGAGUUUUUAAGUAUAUUGUCAUUGAAACGGCAACAUGUCAGUGCAGCGUCUGAUGCUUAAGUGCUAGUUAGUAGCAACAAGUGAAAUUCUGAUGAUAGAAGCUCGCCCAAGGAAUGCCAGGAAUGCAGUUAACUUGGUAUUAGGUCACUUCUGUUUCAAAUCAUUGAAUAGUUCUUUAUCUAUUUUUUUGUAAACAAAGACGUGUAGUUGUGAUGAUAGGCUACUUUAUACAUACUUUUUUCCCUGCCCUCAUCUGUUCCUCACUUUUCAAUAGAAACCCCAGUUGGCCUAUUGGGUGACCUUCUUUACAAUGCAUGGAUAUUAAUGUUCAAUCCAGUGACAACAUGCUAUUUGAGGAGGAAGAGAAGGACAAGACAAACCCGGGGAAUGAAGAGGAUAAUGUAUCAGAGAAGAUGGUUACUGUCAACUGGGACCAAUGGGACAGGCUACUGCUGCCCUCUGUGUCCAGACCAGAAUCACUGGACUCUGGUCUGGACACAGUGUACGACAGAACCACUGUGAUGAUUGAGCAAGACCCAUUGGGGUCUAUAAUUAACAAUAAAGAGGAAGAAGAGGACCUUAUGUGUCUAGAUGAGGGAUUUGAGACAGAGGGCCGUGGAGGUCUGGAGGACCACUGGGAGGCCAUGGCCCAGGGCUACGUCCACCACACCAUCUCCCAGGAUCAGAUCCAGUUCACUAUCAACCCUGGUUCCACACCCAUGCCACGGCAUAUUCAGGGGGCGACCAUCACACUGCACUCAGAGUGCCCAGAUACACACCAGAAAGAGGUGAAGCGUUACCAGUGUCUGUACGAGGACUGUACUCGUACUUACAGCACCGCGGGGAAUCUGCGGACCCACCAGAAGAGGCACAGGGGCGAGUACACGUUUGUCUGUAACCAGCAGGGCUGUGACAAGGCCUUCCUCACUUCAUACAGCCUAAAGAUCCAUGUCCGUGUUCAUACCAAGGAGAAACCCUUUGAGUGUGACCAACAGGACUGUGAGAAGGCCUACAACACACUGUACAGGCUGAAGGCCCACCAGAGGCUCCACACCGGGAACACGUUUAACUGUGAGUCGGACGGGUGCACCAAGUACUUCACCACUCUGAGUGACCUGAGAAAACACAUCAGGACCCACUCCAAGGAGAGGCCUUUCAGGUGUGACUUUCCUGGUUGUUACAAGACGUUUACUUCUAGUGAUGACCUUCAGACACACUCUGUGGGACACAAAGGAUCAGGGGAGCCGGCCCUCCCUCAGAUGGACACAGACGGGGAUAACUCCCUAAGUUCCUUGGACAGCAUGAAGGACAAAGUGACUGGUCCACAGCCAGGAUCGUCAGCUGACAUCACACACAGCCACACCUCCUCACAGGACUUGAAUCCUCGUUCCCCGUGUCUCAGUGAUAUGAGCCUGAUUUCCACGGAUUCUCAGCUCCGAGAAAAUAAUUCUGAUGCCCUGGAUCGGAUGUUUGAGUUGCUCUUUCAAGACCAGUCCCAGCCACAUGAUGUGUCUCCCAUGGCAGUGUCCUCAUGUAGUAUGGAGGACCCCUCUCCAACUGUGCUGCCCACAGAUACAGCUCCUUCUGUUUCCUCCACGCCAUUGUCUGACCCUGCUGCAGGCUGCCUACUGCCCCAUGCAAUCCCUGGCUGUAACCCUGGGGAACCCGGUCCAGUUCCUGUCUCUUUCCAUCCAAUGAUCUAUGAAAUACCUAAACAUGAGGUGAAUCCAGAACAGCAGCCCUCCAACCAAAGCGUAUUGCCACAGCCAGCAGCAUCCAUUUAUUCCAAACCAGGCCACAAAGAGAGCCUACUACCACAGCAGGACAUCCUAUGUCAGCAGAGCGUCCUACCACAGCAGAGUGUCCUACCACAGCAGGAUACCCUACCUCAGCAAAGUAUCCUGCCACUGGAGAGCAUCCUACCACAACAGAGCAUCCUACCGCAGCAGAACGUCCUAACGCAACAAAGCAUCCUGCCGCAGCAGAGCGUCCUACCACAACAAAGCAUCCUGCGGCAGCAGAACGUCCUACCACAACAAAGCAUCCUGCCGCAGCAGAACGUCCUACCACAACAAAGCACCCUGCCGCAACAGAACAUCCUACCACAACAAAGCACCCUAACGCAGCAGAACAUCCUAACACAACAAAGCAUCCUGCUGCAGCAGAGCGUCCUACCAGAGCAGAGCGCCCUACCGCAGCAGAGCGCCCUACCGCAGCAGAGUGCCCUACUGCAGCAAAGUGUCCUACCACAGCAGAGCCUACUAGACCCAUCUUCCAAACCUUCCAUCCAUUCACAGUCAAGCACAGGUUCCCACCCCCCCAUCAGCACCUCGCUCUCCCUGGGGCACAUCUCUCCCUCAAGCACCAGUGCACAGAGUGCCCUCCAGCCAAUCACCAUGUCCGCUCAGAACCUCCAGUGGCUCCUGAACAGUGUUGUGGACCAGGGGCGUCAGGACACACAGACACCCCUAGUACAACCAUACAGUGGCUCAACAGUAGAGAAUGUCUAUUUUACCACAGCGACGCCUAUGGAAGGAGACUCAGCUGUGCAGCACAUCGGCCUGCGUCUGCCUGUCAUCGUCAUCAGACAGGGAGAGUCCUGCCAGUGUCGAUGCCCCUGCAAAGACGUCAGCACUGCAUCAGACGUGGAGAAACAGCCUGGUGGUCUUGCUCCAGUUGAACCCCCUGGUGCCUGGGUCCAGCAGCCCCAGAACCCAGCACCCCAGCCCCAGAACCUCCCUCUACAACAACCUCCACCAGUACCUCCAUGAUGAAAAUCCAAACUUCUGAUACCUUCUCAAAUGAAGGCUUUGCUAUGUGACUAUCUUUCUGUGGUUAAUACUGCAACACUGUCCCCAUAACUGACCUUAACUAACAGUAUCCAAGCCAAACCUGACUGGCUGUUGAAAGUCGAAAGCAAUUGUCUGCUUUAUUUUGUUGUGAAUCGGGGUCAAUGCAGUUCAUGAACAGGAUUUUGAUUUGAUUUAUGACAUGUCUGGUAGCCGUCUGUUAUGAGUGGGGCUGGAAUAGUGGCUGGCCGCUGUUUGUAGAGUGGAAAUCAGUUGACUCAAGCUCCCACUGGAAACAUUAAGGGUGACCUUUAUUCUUGACAGCGUAGACAGAAAAGCACAGUUGACAAAACAAGGCAAUCAUUCCCCAUACAGUACUCACUUAGCAUAGCAUUUUUUGCGUAAUGCGUGUGGAGUGCAGUUAUGCAUUUUGUGCAAUCUGUGUCUGUGCCGUUUAACUCUGAAACCGCAGAUGAUUUCUAUGUAUUAAAGGUUGUCAAAAACAAUUAA